Daphnia carinata is the source of this 1412-nucleotide messenger RNA. RefSeq names its product mitochondrial uncoupling protein 4-like (gene Ucp4A). Gene Ontology annotation, biological process: response to cold. The record is from RefSeq and is a predicted model, not a curated record. Lineage: Eukaryota; Metazoa; Arthropoda; Branchiopoda; Diplostraca; Daphniidae. Bases 242 to 1213 code for a protein of 323 amino acids. The transcript has 8 exons.
UAAUGGGUUUGUUUACAUGCUCCAAUCUUACGGUUUUGGUUGCUCGAAGGUUAAAGCAUGCUUUCACAUAGUUGAAUUCCGCCUGUGCAUGAUAAGAAGCUCCAUUCGCACGUAGUCGUCUAAAGGCAUCCUAAUGAAUAGAUCAAGCUUGUUUACGAGGAAUAGAAACAACAUCAGCUGUGGUGGUUGUUAGUGAUUUUGUUGCCCUUCUGCAUCUUGCACAGGAACCUAAGAAGUAAAAAUGGUAGGUGGAAAAUUCAUCCAUUGGUCAACACCUUCAGUGGAUUCAGCACCAUCAUUUGUGGAUGAUAUGUGGUUCAAAUACAUACUUUCCGUAAUAUCAGCAACAAUUGCUGAAGGAGCAACAUAUCCUCUGGAUUUGAUUAAAACCAGGCUUCAAAUUCAAGGGGAAAUAGCCUCAUCUAAAGGAGAUGCUGGUGGUUACAGAGGAAUGCUCAAGACUGCUGUUGGGAUUGUGAAGGAAGAGGGCCUUAUUCGGUUAUGGCAAGGAAUUACACCAGCAAUAUACAGGCAUGCCAUCUAUACAGGAGUUAGAUUUGGUGCCUAUGAAAAAAUGAGAGAAAAUGUCUUCCAGAAAAAUCCGGAUGGAUCAUAUUCUUUAUGGAAAGCAGCCAUAGGAGGUAUGAGUGCUGGAGCUUUAGGCCAAUUUAUGGCUAGUCCAACAGAUUUAGUCAAAGUGCAAAUACAAAUGGAGGGGAAACGGAGGCUGGAGGGAAAGCCCCCUCGAGUUAAGAACGCAUUCCAUGCCUUCCAGAAAAUCAUGAAGCAAGGUGGAAUCAGAGGUCUUUGGAAAGGAUGGGUCCCAAAUGUUCAAAGGGCUGCUUUAGUCAACCUCGGUGAUUUAACAACGUACGAUACAGCCAAAAGAUACAUUCUUCGGAACACGCAGUUGAAAGAUACAUCAGCUGUGCAUAUCAUGUCAAGCAUGUGUGCUGGCCUUGUUGGAGCCACAAUGGCGACACCAGCAGACGUAAUCAAAACUAGAGUUAUGAAUCAACCCACAGACGAACAUGGACGGGGCCUUUAUUAUAAAUCGUCAAUAGACUGUUUUUUGAAAACCGCCCGGCAAGAGGGUUUUUUGGCAAUGUAUAAAGGUUUCUUUCCCGCGUGGAUUCGCAUGGGGCCAUGGAGUUUGUGUUUCUGGCUCAGCUAUGAGCAAAUCCGUAAAGCAAUGGGAACAGCUGCAUUUUGAAGUUUACCAGUUCAGUUCGGCAAAGAAUUAUAUGCUUGUAUAGAUUGUCGGAAAGGCAAUACCGAACUUCUAUCAUUAAAAAAACCAAAUGGUCUGUAAGUGCUUAUGUAGUCGGUGAAAAGUGAUAGUGUUUGUACGCAAGCCAACUUAUCCGGCAGAUAAAUGUAUAAAGGAGAAUAAAGAGACAGUUACAGUUGUU